Molecule: messenger RNA, 788 nt
Organism: Paralichthys olivaceus (Japanese flounder)
Lineage: Eukaryota; Metazoa; Chordata; Actinopteri; Pleuronectiformes; Paralichthyidae
Product: regulator of G-protein signaling 8-like
Source: RefSeq, a predicted model, not a curated record
CAUGCAUCUCUGCUGCUCUCUCUCCCCUCCACCACCACCACCACCACCACGUUUUCACACCAAUGAGCAUGCCGCGUGUAGCUCCCACUCUCUGGCAUCAGAAACACGAGACGUCUUCAGCGCUGAGCUGAACAGCAGAUUAAUCCAAACACAACACUUGCAUUCUGCCAAACACAGAGAGAGGAAGGGGACACAGGGACCAGCAGCUCUCGCACACACCGGAGUCAAGGAUUUGCACAAUGAAGACCAGACUAGGCUGCCUGUCCAACAAAUCGGACUCCUACAGUGACUUCUCCGAGUUCCUUCCUCCUGCCCACGAAACUACUGCCAGGUGUCUGAAACUGUCGACGGACGAGGUCGUUCGAUGGUCUGAAUCGUUUGAUCACCUCCUGUCUCACAAAUAUGGCCUCGCUGCCUUCCGGACAUUUCUCAAGACGGAGUUCAGCGACGAGAACAUCGAGUUUUGGAUGGCCUGCGAGGAGUACAAGAAAAUCAAGAGCUCGACAAAGCUGGUGUCAAAAGCAAACAAGAUCUUUAUGGAGUUCAUCGACGUUCAGGCACCAAGAGAGGUAAACAUUGACUUUCGCACCAGAGAAAAGACCAAGCAGAGCCUGGAGGACCCGUCCCCCAGCAGCCUCAACGAAGUCCAGGCCAAAGUCUACGGCCUCAUGGAGAAAGACUCCUACCCUCGAUUCCUCAGGUCCAAGAUGUACCAGGAGAUGGUGAACAGGGCCCACGCACAAGGCCAGCGGAGGUCGGUUUGAAUCCCUCGACGACCACACAGGACG